Pieris macdunnoughi is the source of this 237-nucleotide messenger RNA. The record is from the annotation of a GenBank genome assembly. Lineage: Eukaryota; Metazoa; Arthropoda; Insecta; Lepidoptera; Pieridae.
AUGGAAGAUAUUAGUCGGAACAAGUCUUCUGAGCCCUCCGUGCGAUACAUGGGUUGGAAGAUAAUGAGAGAACCAACUUCUCAACGCAAAGCCAAAGGAUCAAGCGGAUCGGAAAGAGCAGGGCCAACGAUUGGAGCUGGUACUGUUGAGCUCCCACCCAGAGGUGUGAACAGUAUGUCCAUGUUGUCAGAAUUUUCUCUUCAUACAGUUGCAAGCGGUGAACCAUUAGCUUACUGA